AUGCAUUCCCUCGUUGCAUACAGUCUUUUGGCUUCAGCCACUCUUUCUCUCGCUGUUGACCCUCGUUUCGAGUUCCCGGACACUGUUCCUCUCGUCAAGCGCCAACAGCCUGGUACCCCUCAGUAUGCAUGCCAUGAGGACUGUGGACUUCUGAUCACAAUCGCCCGCGAGGAAAAGGACUUCUGCGAAAACGACGAGUGGACCGGCCACUAUGAUAAAUGCAUGGAAUGUGCAAACACUUACGGCAUCUGGAAGUACUACGGUGAGGGCAUAAGCAGGGUUGCCAAGCAGUGUGACCUUUCUCCCUCACCCAGUCCUUCAGGUGCUGCUGCUACCGAACAGUCCACGUCAGCAAUAGCAACAACGGAAGCAGAGGUCACUUCAGCUGUUGGUGAGAGCCCUGCCUCUAUCACGACUAUCCAGCCUGUCGUGACUACACAUGAUGUCAGCGCUACCGAGACACAUGCUACGCCCAGCCAUGAUCAUACUUCUGUUGACGAGGUUGGUACUGUUGGAACCACUGCCACCUCGACUCCCGAGCCAUCUAGUGUCCCUGUCAACGGCGCCGCCAAGCAUUUCGAGCUUACCACGGCCGUGGCAUUGGCACUUCUGGCUAUGCUUAGCCUCUACUAA
Molecule: messenger RNA, 633 nt
Organism: Fusarium coffeatum
Lineage: Eukaryota; Fungi; Ascomycota; Sordariomycetes; Hypocreales; Nectriaceae
Exons: 3
Coding region: 1-633 (210 amino acids)
Source: RefSeq, a predicted model, not a curated record